Messenger RNA from Penicillium canescens, 1017 nucleotides. Its product is annotated as FPP/GGPP synthase family protein. Gene Ontology annotation, biological process: trans, trans-farnesyl diphosphate biosynthetic process. The coding region runs from base 1 to 1017 and encodes 338 amino acids. Gene Ontology annotation, cellular component: cytoplasm. The record is from RefSeq and is a predicted model, not a curated record. NCBI's taxonomy places the organism in Eukaryota, Fungi, Ascomycota, Eurotiomycetes, Eurotiales, Aspergillaceae. Gene Ontology annotation, molecular function: dimethylallyltranstransferase activity; (2E,6E)-farnesyl diphosphate synthase activity. The transcript has 2 exons.
AUGCUGCAGUCUGCUGUGGCUGAUACCUGUCAGCAGGUAUCGGACUAUCUGGCUGAGAUGGGACUUCCGUUUGAGGCAAAUGAGAGACUGAUGCGAAGUCUCAGUGCCAACACUAGGGGAGGGAAUUUCCUGCGUGGCAGGACUGUCAUUGAUACCGCUUGGAUACUCCAAGGUCACACUCUCUCCCCGACCCAGAUUGAGGAUAUCACAAUGCUCAGCUCCCUUAUCGAGCUCCUCAACGCUGCAUUUCUGGUUUGGGAUGAUAUAAUGGAUGGAUCUUCAACCAGGCGUGGCCAGCCAUGCUGGUACCGCCGAGAGGACGUUGGUAUGGCUGCCAUUAAUGAUGGCCUCCUCUUGAAAUCUAGCAUUUAUGUUAUUCUCAAACACCGUUUUCGCGACCAUCCAGCAUAUGUAGACCUCAUGGACAUAUUCGCCGAAGCGUCCCUGCAGACCGAGCUCGGACAACACUGCGAUGUCCUGGCUUCAGCAGGGCAUUUGGAGCGGUUCACCUGGAAACAGUAUGACUUUAUCACUGCGAAGAAGACCGCCUUCUACUCUAUAUACCUUCCAAUAGCAAUCCCUUUGAUUUAUCUUGGUCUGGCAACUCCCACAAGACUCAAAGAAUCAUACGAUAUCUCUAUGAUGAUGGGACUUGUUUUCCAAAGCAGAGAUGACUUCCUUGAUGUCUAUGGCGAUGCCAAGGUCACUGGGAAAGUUGGAACCGAUAUACAAGAGAACAAGUGCAGCUGGCUUUCAGUGCAAGCCAUGAUUCAUUGCGACGCCGAACAAAAACGGGCUCUCAUGGACAGCUACGGUAGCCAAGAUCCUGCCAAUGUUUCAAAAGUGAAGGCUAUUUUUGAAGCUAUUGAUCUCCCCAAGUUGUUCCGAGUUUGGGAUGCUGAAUUGGUUGCGAAAGUGCAGGCUAUGGUCGAAGGGGUGACAGACCCAAUGAUCAGAGAAUCUUUUUUGGCGCUCAUGUCGAAAUAUUUCGAAGACCCUCGAAGGCAUCUGCCCUAA